Nannospalax galili (Upper Galilee mountains blind mole rat) is the source of this 5486-nucleotide messenger RNA. It is a transcript of the gene Vcl, whose product is annotated as vinculin. The transcript has 22 exons. Gene Ontology annotation, molecular function: actin filament binding; structural molecule activity. Bases 1 to 3405 code for a protein of 1134 amino acids. Lineage: Eukaryota; Metazoa; Chordata; Mammalia; Rodentia; Spalacidae. Gene Ontology annotation, cellular component: actin cytoskeleton. The record is from RefSeq and is a predicted model, not a curated record. Gene Ontology annotation, biological process: cell adhesion.
AUGCCAGUGUUCCACACGCGCACGAUCGAGAGCAUCUUGGAGCCGGUGGCGCAGCAAAUCUCGCACCUGGUGAUCAUGCACGAGGAGGGCGAGGUGGACGGCAAAGCCAUUCCCGACCUCACCGCGCCCGUGGCGGCCGUGCAGGCGGCAGUCAGCAACCUGGUCCGGGUUGGAAAAGAGACUGUUCAAACCACUGAGGAUCAGAUUUUGAAGAGAGAUAUGCCACCAGCAUUUAUUAAGGUUGAGAAUGCUUGCACCAAACUUGUUCAGGCAGCCCAGAUGCUUCAGUCAGACCCUUACUCCGUGCCUGCUCGAGAUUACCUCAUUGAUGGGUCAAGGGGCAUCCUCUCUGGCACAUCAGAUCUACUUCUUACGUUUGAUGAGGCUGAGGUUCGUAAAAUUAUUAGAGUUUGCAAAGGAAUUUUGGAAUAUCUCACAGUGGCAGAGGUGGUGGAGACUAUGGAAGAUUUGGUUACUUACACAAAGAAUCUUGGGCCAGGAAUGACCAAGAUGGCUAAGAUGAUUGAUGAGAGACAGCAGGAGUUGACUCACCAGGAACACCGGGUGAUGCUGGUGAACUCAAUGAACACGGUGAAAGAGCUGCUUCCUGUCCUCAUUUCAGCUAUGAAGAUAUUUGUAACAACUAAAAACUCAAAAAACCAAGGAAUAGAAGAGGCUUUGAAAAAUCGGAAUUUUACUGUUGAGAAGAUGAGUGCUGAAAUUAAUGAGAUCAUUCGUGUAUUACAACUCACCUCUUGGGAUGAAGAUGCCUGGGCCAGCAAGGAUACUGAAGCCAUGAAGAGAGCACUGGCCUCCAUAGAUUCCAAACUUAACCAAGCCAAAGGUUGGCUCCGUGACCCCAAUGCCUCCCCAGGGGACGCUGGUGAGCAGGCCAUCAGGCAAAUCUUAGAUGAAGCUGGAAAAGUUGGUGAACUUUGUGCAGGCAAGGAACGCAGGGAGAUCUUGGGAACCUGUAAAAUGCUAGGGCAGAUGACUGAUCAAGUGGCCGACCUCCGAGCCAGAGGGCAAGGAGCCUCCACAGUGGCCAUGCAGAAAGCCCAGCAGGUGUCUCAGGGUCUGGACGUGCUCACAGCGAAAGUGGGAAAUGCAGCCCGGAAGCUGGAAGCCAUGACAAACUCAAAGCAGAGCAUUGCGAAGAAAAUUGAUGCUGCUCAGAACUGGCUUGCAGAUCCAAAUGGUGGACCUGAAGGAGAAGAACAGAUUCGAGGGGCUUUGGCUGAAGCUCGGAAAAUUGCAGAAUUAUGUGAUGAUCCUAAAGAGAGAGAUGAUAUUCAGCGUUCCCUUGGGGAAAUAGCUGCUCUGACUUCAAAAUUAGGCGAUUUACGAAGACAGGGGAAAGGAGACUCCCCAGAGGCUCGAGCGUUGGCUAAACAAGUAGCCACAGCCCUGCAGAAUCUGCAGACCAAAACUAACAGGGCUGUGGCUAACAGCAGACCUGCCAAGGCAGCUGUCCACCUUGAGGGCAAGAUUGAGCAAGCACAGCGGUGGAUUGAUAACCCCACAGUGGAUGAUCGGGGAGUGGGUCAGGCUGCCAUCCGUGGGCUUGUGGCUGAAGGGCAUCGUCUGGCUAAUGUCAUGAUGGGGCCUUAUCGCCAAGAUCUUCUUGCCAAGUGUGACCGUGUAGACCAGUUGACAGCUCAGUUAGCUGACCUGGCUGCCAGAGGGGAAGGGGAGAGUACUCAAGCAAGAGCACUUGCAUCCCAACUUCAAGAUUCCUUAAAGGACCUGAAAGCCCAGAUGCAGGAAGCUAUGACUCAGGAGGUGUCUGAUGUUUUCAGCGAUACCACAACUCCCAUCAAGCUGUUGGCAGUGGCAGCCACUGCGCCUCCUGAUGCACCCAAUAGGGAAGAGGUAUUUGAUGAGAGGGCAGCAAAUUUUGAAAACCAUUCAGGAAGGCUUGGAGCCACAGCAGAGAAGGCGGCUGCUGUUGGUACUGCUAAUAAAUCAACAGUGGAAGGCAUUCAGGCAUCAGUGAAGACAGCCCGGGAACUUACACCCCAGGUCAUCUCUGCUGCUCGCAUCUUAUUAAGGAACCCUGGUAAUCAAGCUGCUUAUGAACAUUUUGAGACCAUGAAGAACCAGUGGAUUGAUAAUGUUGAAAGAAUGACAGGGCUGGUGGAUGAAGCUAUUGAUACUAAAUCUCUGUUAGAUGCUUCUGAAGAAGCAAUUAAAAAAGACCUGGACAAGUGUAAGGUAGCCAUGGCCAACAUUCAGCCUCAGAUGCUGGUCGCUGGAGCAACCAGCAUUGCUCGUCGGGCCAACCGAAUCUUACUGGUUGCUAAGAGGGAGGUGGAGAACUCUGAGGAUCCCAAGUUCCGUGAGGCUGUGAAAGCUGCAUCUGAUGAAUUGAGCAAAACAAUCUCCCCAAUGGUGAUGGAUGCCAAGGCUGUGGCUGGAAACAUCUCUGACCCUGGCCUGCAAAAGAGCUUCCUGGACUCGGGAUAUCGGAUCCUAGGAGCAGUGGCCAAGGUCAGAGAAGCCUUCCAACCUCAGGAGCCUGACUUCCCACCUCCUCCACCAGACCUUGAACAGCUCCGACUAACUGAUGAGCUUGCUCCUCCUAAACCACCUCUGCCUGAGGGUGAGGUCCCUCCACCCAGGCCCCCGCCGCCUGAAGAGAAGGAUGAAGAGUUCCCUGAGCAGAAAGCUGGGGAGGUGAUUAACCAGCCGAUGAUGAUGGCUGCCAGGCAGCUGCACGAUGAAGCUCGCAAAUGGUCUAGCAAGCCGGGUAUCCCAGCCGCUGAGGUGGGUAUAGGAGUUGUAGCUGAGGCAGAUGCUGCUGAUGCUGUUGGGUUCCCUUUCCCCUCUGACAUGGAAGACGAUUACGAGCCCGAGCUGCUGUUAAUGCCGUCUAAUCAGCCGGUCAACCAGCCCAUUCUGGCCGCGGCUCAGUCCUUGCAUCGGGAAGCUACCAAGUGGUCUAGUAAGGGUAAUGACAUCAUUGCAGCAGCCAAGCGCAUGGCUCUGCUGAUGGCUGAGAUGUCUCGGCUGGUAAGAGGGGGCAGUGGUACCAAGCGGGCACUCAUUCAGUGUGCCAAGGACAUCGCCAAGGCCUCAGACGAGGUAACUCGGUUGGCCAAGGAGGUUGCCAAGCAGUGCACAGAUAAGCGGAUUAGAACCAAUCUCUUACAGGUAUGUGAGCGAAUCCCAACUAUAAGUACCCAGCUCAAAAUCCUGUCCACAGUAAAGGCUACCAUGCUGGGACGGACCAACAUCAGUGAUGAAGAGUCUGAACAGGCCACAGAGAUGCUGGUUCACAAUGCCCAGAACCUCAUGCAGUCUGUGAAGGAGACCGUGCGAGAAGCAGAAGCUGCUUCUAUCAAGAUUCGAACAGAUGCUGGAUUUACUCUGCGCUGGGUUAGAAAGACUCCUUGGUACCAGUAGGCACCUAGCCAAACCUGGCUGGUACUUAAAACCUCUGCUAAAAAGAAGGAAAAAGAUCUGAGUUCCAGGAGCCAUCCAGAGUCUACUGGGGAUGGAAAAGCCACCUACUGGCCUACUAAACCAGAAAGGAGUGGUGGUCUCUUCACACAGAAAACAUUUACUGUUCUAUCAUGGGCACUUUGAAAUGUGUCCCCGUGUAAAUCCUGUACUCUCAGUUAUUCUUGUGCACACAGUCUCCCAAUAAGUGAACUGGUUUUCUAGCCCAUGGAUUUUUAUGUAAGCUCAGAAUGUAAGAGUGAACACUAGCCAGAUGCUCUGCUCUGUCCCUUGCUCCCUUGGGGAACAUCUUCCCCUUCAGGCUUCUAAGACCUAGGGCUGAGGCAGGUCAGUUAAAAAUAACCAUGCUUCCAAAAGUUAUUUGGGGUUUUUCAUGUUGCUGAUGACCCUGCCUUCUUUCCCUGGGCUGUGCUACCUGGCUCUUUUGUAGAAGUGAUUGCUACAUUGUUGCAGGAAAAAGUAGAUUCUGGGAGCUCCAGUGUGUGUAGCUUGGAUUCAUUUCCUGCUCUUCCACCAUGUAAUCCUAGUUUCUCAGUGUAAAACCAAUUUUCACUAUCAGGAGGAAAGCAAAUGAUUGUCUUUACCAUGUCCCUAAGCAGUAUCUGUGUGAAGGAAACUUCCUGCCUCAUCUCCUGCCUCGCUUGGCUGCCAAGGCAAUCAAUCAUCCCACAAACACAGCGUCCUGGUGCUUUCUGCCAUUGGAGGGGCAGAGUAACUGGGGUGUGACCUACUCUUCCUCCCAAUGGGGCCACUCCCAGGCUUUCCAUGCUGUCACUGCCUGUAGAGGUCUGUCCUAAGACCUUACCUUUCAUUCUUAGCUCUCCAUUUUAUUUCUGAGCUGAAAUGCUGCAUUUACUUUUAACCAAAUCAUCUUGGGCUUUGAUAGUCUUCCUCGCUAUGCUUCUUAAACACUUUAAAGAUAUGUAGGUAUGUGUUUGUAAUUCUGAUUCCCUCCCCCCCAUUUUUGAGAUAGGAUCUCUUUAUGCUGUCCAGGUUCAUCUGGAACUCUGGUUCAAGUGAUCCAUCUACACCAGCCUACAGGCUCCUGCUACCAUACCUGCCUUUGUUUGUAACUUUGAAAAAUCCUUUUAAAACUGAGUUCUAAGAAUUAAUACCUGCAGCAAGGUGUGGGGGUGUACGCCUUUAAUCCCAAAGCUUGGGAGGCAGAGGCAAGCUGAUCUCUGUGAGUUCAGGGCCAGUGUGUUCAGGCCAGCUGGGGCUACAGGGAGUCCCUGUCUCAAAAAGACAAACAUACAAACAAAAGAACUAGGACUUUUUACUAUUUUCCCUUAAGAGACUUUAAUGGAAAGGUAGUCCUGCCUGAAAAAUGCUUCUAAAUGCUUCUUAUUUAAGGGAAAAUGACACUUGCAAAUUCUGGUGCUGCAGAUGGAUGAACCAGUAAGAACUACCGAUAGAAUUCCCAAUUCCUUUAAACCUCUCCUAAAUAUAUUAUUCAAGAGCAGUUGAGUAUGUUUAAUUAUCAUAAAUGUAUGUUUUUUAUUGGGUAAGUCAGAGAGAAGGCAUCUUUCCCUGGUUUGCAUUGAUUCUGCUGUCUGAGCAUUCCCCAGCACAAGAAACCCCACAUCACCAAAUCCAGCAGCAGAUGAAUGCAGGAGUGAAACCCUUUGCCUGGAUCGUCCCACCACCAGUGUGUUAAAGCUCAAUAGUGAAUGUGUAAAUCUUAAGUUGAUCCUGUACACUCAGGCUUCCUUUUUCAUUUUAACUGAUUAUUUUCAAGGCCUUCAGUAUAUUUGUAUAGUUGCUUACCUGAUAUAAAUGCAAUAUUAAUGCCUUUAACGUACGAAUCUAUGCCAAAGAUCACCUUUUGUUUUACUAAAGAUACUUAGAAGAAAUAAGAAAAAUAAUGUUUGCUCUCCAAGUCCUUCCAGUGUUUUGAGACACUGGUUUACACUUAUGCCAGAUGUGCUUUUCUCUAAUAUCAGUGCUUACAAUACAAUGAGGCAAAAGAAGAAAAAAAAAAGUCCCUGAAUCAUGAUUUAGAGAUGCCACCACUAAAAAAUACA